UUUUCUCUCUGGGGCAAAGCCUCACCCUGCUGGAAAGAAGUUGGUAGAAAACAUGGGGGUGACGCCGGGGGGGGGGCCCUUCCAUGCUCCCACUGUCGAUGGCUGGCAGCAGCGCUGAGCUGGCACCUCUCCCCAUGCUGUUUCCUACAAAAACAAACUUGUUUGCCCAGUGAUGAGGGCAAACAUGAAUCAUUGCCUUACAGCAAAAGACAGGAAAGGGUCUGGGGGAGAAGACGCCCCCAUGUGCUCUCCAGGAAAUCCAGGUGGUUGAGAUGCUUUGGGACGUGUGGGAGAUACCUGCACCUCUCUUCUGAAGAGCACUUUUCCUUGGCCACCAAGAUGCACACCUGGGACCACGUUGACCAGUAGGACAACCUGGGAUUUACCCCCGAGCCCAGUUCCAGGGGGCUGCAAUUCCUACAAAGUCCCACUGAAGGUCUCUGGAGCUGAGGCGCUCGCGGGAGGUGGAUGCCCUGACGUGCACCAAGCUGCAGGCUUUGGCCAAGAGCCACCGUACAUCGCUCCCCUCUGGACUGCUCUGGUGUCACCGGGACUUCUCCAGGCUGGUCCUACCACUGCCAGCACCCUUCUCCCAGGUCCAGCAUCACCACCAGACCUGGACCACAAGUGCCUUCCCCUGCUGGAAGUAGCCCUGCUCCAUGGGGUGAUGUUUCACCACGCUGGCUGGCUGUGCCAACAGAAAACCCAGAAUCUCAAAUCAGGAUUUGGCCAUCAUGCACAGCAGCGCCCGACAUGGGGGAAUGCUGAGGCUGAUGCAAACAAACUCUCUUGCUUUGCUCUGGGAAGGCAGGAGUGGGGAGGAAGAGCAAAGGAAGGCAACGCUCCUCCUCUGGCUGCUGAGCUGAGUUCUUGACUCGCAUCCUUUGGGGUCCAGGAUGUGGGGCUGAGGGCUGGGGGUCGCUCUGUUGGUUCUGGGGGUGGUCCUGCGGCUUGAGAAUGGGGCAGAGCUCACGCUGAGCCCUGCUGUGUAGUGUGUGUUCCCCCCUGCCAGCAAUCGCUGGCACAGGAUGUGGUGGAUAACCCCGAGCGUGAAAAUGCAGAUAGAUAAAUCAGUUGAAAAUUGAACAGAUUAUCUCGUACAACCCAAGCUGCCUCCAGUCUGCGGAUUACCAGGGUUGGUCUGAUGCUGUCACCGGCUUCUGCAGCCCUGUGGGCAUCUGCCUUCCUCUGGCAUGGGCCAUGGGGCGAGGGAGAUGGUGCUGGGCACCUUGGGGAAGGCGACGACAUUGCAGAUCCCCCCCGACCUCCAGGACCUCACCCUGCGUUUUGGAGAGGCUGUCUGGAAGCGGGACACGGAGGACCCGCAGAGGAAACUCGUCCUGCUCAAGUACUUGGAUGGCAACUACACCAACUACAUGCAGGGACGAGCUCUCUUCCACAGACUGAACUUUUCCCUGGAGAUCCUGAACACCAGCCGGCAGGACGGGCAGCUCUACGAGUACAUUGUCAGCAAGGGGCCGGAGGAGAAAGUCUGGCAGAUACAGCUGGAGGUGUAUGAGCCAGUGUCUGAUCCCAGCAUCCAGAUCCUCAGCCAGGUACCGGCUAACGGCAGCUGCACCAUCACCCUCAACUGCACGGCGGCGCGAGGGGACAGCAUCUCCUACAGCUGGGGCAGCCAGGACAGCAGCAUCUCGCAGCUCUGCUCCCACAACGGCAGCCUCCUGCACCUCUCCUACCCGCUGCAGAACACAAGCAUCCCCUGCACCUGCACGGCCAGCAACCCCAUCAGCACCCGGGUCAUCGUCUUCAACUCCUCCAAGUGCAGCUAUGAGCAAGGAGGCAGUGCCGGGCUGAGGAGGGAGCAUCUGGUGCUGCUGGUGGUGUUGCCCAUCGCUGCAGUGAUCGUGCUCAUCGGUGCCUUCGUGGCCACCCAUUUGGCCAUGCCCAUGGCUGGCCGGGAGCAGGAGCAGUCGCCGCUCGCCGAGAACAACGCGGUGCACACCAUCUACUCCCAAGUGCAGCGGGUGCAGAAGCAGAAAUGCCCCGCUGCCGCCGAGCACCCCUCCUGCACCACCAUCUAUGCUGCAGCCACUGGCCUGCCCCCCGACAUGGCCCUGGCCCCCGGCACAGCCCCCCAUGCCCCACGCAGCCCCCUGACACAGCCGCCUGCCCCGCAGGGCCAUGCACCCCUCUCACAGAGCCCCGACAAGGAGCCCAUGACUGUUUACGCCAGCGUGAUGAUGCCCAUGGCCUGAACUUCUCCCGGCAGCAGGCAGCAGCCCAGCCUCUGCUCACUGGCCACCGACAUCCCCAUUCCCAGCUGGAGGAAACCCUGCUCAUCACUUGGGAAUUGGGGCAAACCCCUCCGGCAUGUGCCAACCCGUACCGAAUUGAGCUGGGGCUGCGACAACAGCCACGGAGGUGAGGGAUGGAGGAGGAAAGCAGGGCUGAAGGAAGGCAUGAAAUCUCACCAGGUCACAGCUCAGGGCAGCCAGCAAGAUGCUGAAGCACCAGGAGAAGGUCGAGGGGCUCUGGGUACGACCCUGCAGCCGGGCAUGAGCAAGAGAGAGAGAACUGGCACCUCGGAGGGAAAGAGUUGGUGCAGCAGCACUGGGAAGUGUGGCUGGAGUAGGUCUGGACCCCAACCCCAUCCCUGCCCCGUGGGUUUUCACCCCACAGCCUCAUCCUGUGGCCCCAGAUUCACUAGAGGGAGCCCCCAGCUCAUGACAGCUGGUGACACCGAUGACGCAUGGGGACGUGGCUUCAAUGUAGCAGUGGGAAAAAUAAGAAGCAUUUUUUUUUUGUUUGUUUUUUUCAACCUCUGCUCCACAACCGGUUAUGAAACUCGGUUCAAAGACAGUUUUGCAAUCCCCUCGGGGCUGAGCCCUGCCCUGCGCCGGGGGCACCGGCAGCCCGCGCCUGGGGAAGCUGCCGUGUCCCACCGCACUUUUCCAUCCCCAUCCUUUUCCACCGAUGACUACAGGAACAGGGGAGGUUCUUCCAGGUGGACUAUUUAAAGCUGAAUUUCUGGCUGAGAGGGGGAGGCAGCCCCUGCCCGCAGCAGCUCCUGACUUCCCUGCAGAAAUACCCAGCAAGGGGGAUGCUGGAGGUGGCCUGGAUAAGGGACUAGGGCUGCAAAAAACUUUCAACCCCCUCCCCAUCCUAGUCUGAGCCAUUUUAUAACCCCAGCAUAACUCAGCUCAUGCAGCAGGUCUGAUCUCACGUGCUGCUGUGAAGGAAAAGGAAAAUAAAUUUACAGUAGAGCCUUU
Molecule: messenger RNA, 3230 nt
Organism: Falco peregrinus (peregrine falcon)
Lineage: Eukaryota; Metazoa; Chordata; Aves; Falconiformes; Falconidae
Product: signaling lymphocytic activation molecule
Exons: 7
Coding region: 1194-2216 (340 amino acids)
Source: RefSeq, a predicted model, not a curated record